GUUCAAUCCGAGAUAUUGAAACUGAAGCGGGCUCCGGCUGAGCACAUUUAUGUGAAAAGCAAAUCAGAGUGUCUACCAGGCACGCGGGUUAAGAUUCAAGAAUCCCUACUCAAACACCUGAAGGAGCCUGGGAACCGAUUCGUUUGGCUACGGGGAUCUCCUGGGAUGGGAAAAACUGCGAUCUCCAUGAGUAUUGCAUCCAUUCUUGAGCAAGAGGGCGUCCUGGCAGCGUCAUAUUUCUGGGACAAGAACCGGAAGGGAUCGGGCUUGGAUUCUAUUGAACAAUUCCCCUCUACCCUUGCCUGCCAACUUGCAUCCUUCAACGAGGACUUCAGAUUGUCACUCGUCAGACACCUUCAGAGGCCGGGUUUGGCCUUGUUCCAGGAUUUACCACUAGAAAAACAAAUGAAGACUCUAGUGAUUGAGCCCAUACGUAACCUGAAGGAUAUAUUCCCUUCGGAUACUAAAGAUCGCUUCGUCAUCGUUUUGGAUGGUCUUGAUGAGUGCGGCAAUCAGGAGACACUUGAGUCCUUGAUGGGGAUGGUACUUGGUCUUCGGGAGCUCCCACAGGCAUUUGCUGUGCUGAUGUGAACCAGAUAGCCUAUGAUGAGGGUUUCCAUACAGUUUGCCGUAUUGUGGAAGAAGGUCUUCAGGAUGUCAUUAGAAAAUCUUCAUGGAAACCACCACUUUGGGAAAUUCAUGCGAUUGCCCGGGCUUGCCGCGGGUUGCCUGUUAUAGCAUCAAUCCGGGUUCGUGACGUCUGCCAGCGGACACGGC
Messenger RNA from Cantharellus anzutake, 777 nucleotides. RefSeq lists its product as uncharacterized. The record is from RefSeq and is a predicted model, not a curated record. The transcript is spliced from 3 exons. The coding region runs from base 166 to 591 and encodes 141 amino acids. Lineage: Eukaryota; Fungi; Basidiomycota; Agaricomycetes; Cantharellales; Hydnaceae.